AACGUGCACUGCGUCAGUUUUUAAGCAUCAGCUGGUCACUAUUGCGGCAGUACGUGUGUGCAUGCACAUGCACGCAAUUAUCGCAAAUUCUAGCCAAAAUUAAGUGACGCGUUACGUAAGAAGCGGCGAACGGCGCGUCGCACGGCGAUUGAUUUAAUAAUAGUGCAAGUUGCAGCGGGACGUCGUUUCUUACAAAUGUAAAUCUGGUGUGAUCUCUGAGAAAGUGUCGCGCGCGGUUUGUCUCUGUGUGUCGGAGAACAAAACUUCUAGCACAGUUUUCUCUGAAGGUGCAUGCCCCCCGUGCGCGAGAUUUGUUCAAGGACGUCUUAGAUAGUGCAUCGAAAUUCCAUAUACAACGAAAACAUUUUAUAUCAAACGCGCGACAAUCGUGUUUUGCCUGCUUUGUGUGUUUUCUUUUUCCGUUCCCUCUCUCUCUCUCUCUUUCACCCCUCGUUUCGUUUUCCUCCUUCGUCUCCCUUGUUGUGCAUAUCUUUCGAGCUCGUGCAAAGUUCAUCUGUCACGCACGCGUGGGUACUGUGAUUCUCGGCGGCUCAAGUGACAGAUGCAUUAUGAGAGUUCGUUGACGGUACGUACGUCUGCUUGUGCGGUGUUCUCGUGUUUUUUUCGCGAACGUUUAGAGAUAUAUUGUUGGCACACACGGUGGGGCCAAUUUGUUGAAGCGAAAUAUUCGGAGAGUGCGUUUGAAAGUGCAUCGCCGAUUGUAUACAUUGCUCGUUUGACACUCGACUGAUAGUUCGCGACAAGUUGAACGGAAUGUCCGAUAAUACGAGCGAAGUAAAUUCACUCAGCGAAACGCCUAUGGAACAAGAGUCUUGUAAAGACAAUGACCAGACAAUUAUAGAAGAAAGUCCAAAAGACAACGUACAAACUACUCCGGUAACUGAGGCAACUUAUGCAGAACCAUUAAUCACGGAAGAGAUACGAUGGUUUUACAAAGACGGCGUUGACAAACGAUGGAAUGAAUUUUGUGGAUAUGACAGUUUUAGAAUUGAAAACAUUUAUCAGGAACGCCAAAAUUUAAUUGGCAAAAAUAACGACGAAACGAACAAUUUGCCAGCUACCGAAAAAAUUGUAGUUAGAGGCGGCAUGUAUGAUGUAGAUAUCGAUAAUAUGAAAUGUGUUUCAAUAUACUGGCCAGGCGAGGAAUGGGAAAUUAUGAGAGGCACAUGGUAUUACGAUGGCAGCUGGAUACCAUUAGAAACAGAACAUUCAAAAGUAAUAGAAGACGUUCAUCUUAAAUUAUUUCAAAAGGAGAGCAACAAUCAAAGUAGUUCUAAAUGUGAUACGAAUAACAGUCCUCAAUCUUAUAAAGUGUUGCAUACCGAACAGUUUCCAGAAUUUCACGUUGACUGGCAUUCAAUUAAUGAUGUAACACUAUAUAGCGAGUACACGCCUACUAAAUUGAUGCGUAGCGUUACAUCAAAAUUGGGGUUUGCUAAAACAACGGGUUAUCGAUUGAAAAGAGGCUAUAAAACGCGUGCAAAUAAAGAGGAUAAACCACGGGAUAUCGAUCAUUUAGUAUUCGUUGUCCAUGGGAUAGGACAAAAGCGAGAUACAGGAAAAAUUAUUCGAAACACCACAUGUUUUAGAGAUUGCGUGGAUUGGCUUAAGCAGAAAUAUUUUCCAAAUUCGAAACAUAGAGUGGAAUUCUUUGCGGUUGAAUGGCGAUCGUCAUUAAAGUUAGACGGAGAUAUAGUAGAUGCUAUCACGCCUUACAGUGUGUUGAGCAUACGUCACUUACUGAACACGUCGGCAAUGGAUAUUUUGUAUUACACAAGUCCUCUCUACGGAGGUGAAGUCAGAGCUGGUUUGCAAAGAGAAUUGAAUAGAUUAUACUUUAUGUUUGCGAGUCGGCAUCCCGGUUGGCAAGGAAAAGUUUCCGUUUUGGCACAUUCUCUAGGAUGUGUGAUUGUAUAUGACAUAGUUACAGGCUGGAUGGGACCUGACACACGACUCUCUUCUCCACAGGCGCAAGAAGAAGAUUUAUUACAGGGGCUGCAAUUUCCAAUUGAGAAUUUGUUCUGCUUGGGUUCACCGUUGUCUGUAUUCUUAGCGUUACGCACGCGUGCUCCAUCCAAUAGAUUAGAUGUGAUGCCGCAAAGUUUAUGCAAGAGGUUUUAUAAUAUAUUUCACUGGUCUGACCCUGUAGCUUACCGUAUGGAACCUCUUUUGGAAAGAGGCUACAGUAAAAUUGAGCCGGUUCUUAUACCUCCUUACGGGGGAGUUGAUGGACAGCAAAUACCACCGUCACCUUCGUUAUUGAAUACUAUAGAUCCAACUCUACCGCCUACAGAAACUGAUGAUAAAGAUGACAAAGAUGACAGUCCUACGGACGCACCAAAUCGUAAUGCAGAGAAAGGUUGGAGUCUUUGGGAUUUAGUGAGAAGUGGUUGGAACGCUAGAGAAGGUCCAUCUUCACCAACUCCGGAAUCAAAUCCACCGAUCCGUCCAGGUCAAGAAUUAGCGCAACGAUUGGAUUAUGUGUUACGUGCAGUUGGCUUAGGAAGAAAUUAUUUGUAUACAGUAACAGCACAUACGGCAUAUUGGAACAACUACGACGUGGCCUAUUUUGUAUUAACGAGACUCUUCCCAAAUCUAGAAACGUGAUGGCGGUUCAAACAUUUUAAUGCAGAAACGCAACAGAUUCUGCUAAAAUGUUCUAGUCCAUUGUAGACCUACUUCGCAAACGUGAUAUCAUAAAUAAGAUUAGUUUAUCAUGAAAUUACCAAACAAUCUGUGAUAAGACAAGAAAAAAACAAUACAAUAAUGUUGCAAAUUCUUCUGUGAAAAAAAAAGA
This is a messenger RNA of Pseudomyrmex gracilis, 2818 nucleotides long. RefSeq names its product phospholipase DDHD1-like. NCBI's taxonomy places the organism in Eukaryota, Metazoa, Arthropoda, Insecta, Hymenoptera, Formicidae. The transcript has 10 exons. Gene Ontology annotation, molecular function: metal ion binding; glycerophospholipase activity. The coding region runs from base 775 to 2628 and encodes 617 amino acids. The record is from RefSeq and is a predicted model, not a curated record. Gene Ontology annotation, cellular component: cytoplasm.